Xiphophorus hellerii (green swordtail) is the source of this 11317-nucleotide messenger RNA. RefSeq lists its product as uncharacterized. The transcript has 13 exons. The record is from RefSeq and is a predicted model, not a curated record. Bases 157 to 10215 code for a protein of 3352 amino acids. Lineage: Eukaryota; Metazoa; Chordata; Actinopteri; Cyprinodontiformes; Poeciliidae. Gene Ontology annotation, molecular function: ATP hydrolysis activity; DNA helicase activity. Gene Ontology annotation, biological process: DNA repair; telomere maintenance.
AUUGGUUGGUUGACCUCUCUAGCGUUCUGCACGCUGAGAUGUGAAUUAGUCUUUUACAGACCCCGAUUUAAUGAAGUUCUCUUGAGAAUUUUCAUAAAAUCUUCGCCAGUUUCAACCAGGAGUCUUUCUGAUUGCUUUGAAGCUUUUUCCGUCGAGAUGCCUCGAGGAAAGUCCCAUCGUCGAUCGGAAGCUGCAAAAAGGAGAGUAGAGGCAGUCCGGCUCGAACGAGUUGGGAUACCCAAGGCCUCCAGCGACUUUGAACCACAGCGUGGCACAGGCGUGCGGCACGCUGUGCGAAAAUGGCCAGUUAGUGAAGUGACUAAUCACUGUCACAAGCUGGUCGUUCCAGAGGGAUUGCCCAAUAAGAAAUUUGUUCUUCUGAUUGGUGCGUCCCACUUGCGCUCUUUUGUGGACGGCAUUGUUGAGAUGGCAAGCGGCUGCUUGCAGUUUGGAUUUAUUUCAACUCCUGGUGCUCACGCAGCCGACCUGCGUCUCGAGGUGUUGAAUGCCGUCGUACCUCGAGAGCCUGACGCUGUCUGCAUCAUGGCUCCAUCAAACAACCUUACGGCCAGUCGUCACCCAGAAGAAGCCGGACAGGAAUUUGAGCGGUACCUAUUGGCUGUCUGUUCUCGUUGGCCUAAGGUUUUUUGUACCGGCUUCGUCCCCCGCCUGACUGAGUCCAGAGAGAAGCAGGAGUGGUUCCAGCAGGAAUUCCACCGCAGGUCGGCAAAGCUAGGGAUUCGGUACUAUCCAAUCGCUGACAACUUUCCUCUGGGCCGUCGCCAUCUGUGGUGUCCUGAUGGCAUCCACUUGAGCGAUGACCACGGGAUGCAUAUCCUCAAAGAACUGAUUUGGAUGUUUUCCUAUCAGUUCCUGGAGUUGUCAGCACCAAAGCCACUGGUGCAAAGUCCGGCAACUCCUCCUUACAAACCGAGGUUUGCACCCCGUGUGGUGGUUAAGGGACAGGAAUGUUCUCGUCCUUCUUCUCCUCUCCCUACCGAAUGGACGCUCGUGAGAUCCGGCAGGAAGAGGAACCUCUCGGGAGAAUCCGACUGUUUGUCUGAUUCACCCAAGAAAAGAGUGGUUCAUCACCAGCGGGACGACACUCCUGUGGCUUUAUCGGAGUGUGCCAUCCCGUCCAAUCCUGUCCGUUUCUCACCCGCUAUCUUGGUGGCCAUGGAAACAGUCUCUCCAUCGGCCGUUCCAGAUGUUCGCACAGGCACCGAGACAAAGCCUGUGGAACAUCAAAAAAAACCAGCUGUCUCAAAGUCUAGGCGCACGAGACAGAAAGUUUCUCCUGUAUCUUGUGUAACUCCUGCUACUAACACUGUUGUGCUUAAGCUGCCCAGGUUGCUGGUGUCUGAUGCUCGUCCUGCUUGUCCUCCUGUGGCGUCUGACUCUCCUGCUUCGGGACCUGCCUGUCGCUUGGAGGUUCCUUCUGGCCAGGGGACGACUGAGGACGUGGCCGACUUCCAGCGCACGCAAACAUCACCCAAAGGUCAGGCUGUUAACCCCGUUCCUUGCAGGUGUUCAACGGGGCUGCCACCGUCUCUUGUUGCAGGGACAUUUUUUGGUACUAAUCACUCUAGCUCUGAUACCAUAAUGUCAUGUAGUGUUGUAGCAGCAAUAAAACACCACAUUUCUCCCGUCUGUACCUGGAAGACGUCAGAUGUAGAUGAAGUCGGUGUAGAAGGUCGGAAGUUGGCGGAAUAUGUUGCUCGAGAGAGACCAAACAGAGGUCCAAAGCCGGAGUUGUGCAAGCUGGUUGAAGAUCUGACUAUUUUUGGUCGAAAGUGGAAAGUAGUAACUGGAAACAUUGUGUUUGGGACACUUGGUUUUGAGCAGGAAGAGGAACUGUAUGAAAUAUUAAAUAAGUACUUGUUGAGAGAUGGAAUGUGUAUCUUUAGUCUUCAUGGUGCAACUAGCUUGAUAAUCCAGCAUGGAGACUACUUUGUCGUCGUGGACUUUGGAACACGGAAUUCACAGGGGUUGGCAUCUCAGUUCGGUACGUCGGUAGUCGUGUUUAACACGUGUUUAAAUGAUUUAAUGAUUCACCUUCUUAACCUCAGGGAAUCAUUAAAUGCGACCGAGUACGGAAUCUUUGCUAUUUCUGUACAAGAGAUGUACAGUAAUGUGGAGACAUGUGCAGCAGUUACUGCUGACAGACAGGCUAGAGAUGCAUGCCAUAGUGCAAGUAGCCAUGUCGCAUCACUCAGUGGAUCGUUUCAUCAGGGUGAUGUUAAGUUUAAAUAUGCCGGGGUUCAGUGUACAGCCAUAAGUGCUGUUGCUUUAACAAAGCACACACUGGACAGCGUUUUUUCGUGGAAUGCUGACAUAUUGGAUGAUGUAGUUGUUUUGGGUGAUCAGCUAUAUACAUUUUUGCGUGACAACAAUUUAAUCAGUGGUGGAAGUCAGCUUCUCUCUGUUCCAGACUUGCCUAAAAAGAUGCAUGUUGAUGGGCAAAGUUUUGAGUAUGCUUAUGGGGACUAUGUUGCUGGAGCUAUUGAUACACUGGAUCCAGAUCUUCUUGAAUCAGGUGUGCACACUAGUCUUUGGGAUGGACUCAGUAAGAUGUGUGCAAAAUAUGAAACCAGCUUUAUUACAAUAAGUGGCAGUACUUGUGCCCUUAUUAGUUCUAAUGGACGUUAUGCUGUUGUGGACUCUCAUGCACGUAACACCGACGGCAUGGUACAUGCAACUGGAAAGAGUGUUGUCCUUUACUUCAACACUCUUGAUGAUGUUUUUGUGUACAUUGAAAGGUUUUCUGGUCAACUGAAUGUCACUCCCAAAUUAUUUGAGAUCAGUGGAGUUGAUAUUGUUCAGACAGGCUCAAGUAAAAUUGCAUCUGAACAUGUAGCUACUGUUCCAGGGAGCAGCAGUGGUGUUUUUGAUCACACCUUUACAGGUGUUGACAUGCAGGACGAUUCUUGUGGAGAACAUUCAUCCCAACUUGACAUGUCAGACAUGGAUGAUGAUGUAGUUGUUACUGGUGUCCAAAGUAAGGUAUUGUAUUUUAACCCUGUCUCUGAAGAGAUUGCGCGGUCACUGUGUGGAAAGUUGAAUGUGGAGUAUCAACGGGGAAAUUCUGUAUCUUCUGUGGUCGGGGAACUGGGUGUGCCAUGUCGGACGGAAAAAAUUGUUGGAGAUGGAAACUGCUUUUUCAGAGCACUUAGUCAAGCCAUCAGUGGCACCCAGAAAAAUCAUCGCAAAAUUAGGCUUGCUGUUGUUAAACAGUUACAAAGGAAUUCUCACACAUAUGAUAGCAUUUUAAGAAGUGAGUAUUCCUCCAUAUCACAAUAUAUUGCUGUUUCAAGGAUGCAAUAUGUUGGCAGUUGGGCAACUGAAGUAGAAAUUAAGGCUUCAGCUGAUUAUUUUGGUGUUAACAUUUUCACAUUUUGUGACGAUAAAUGGCUUGAAUACAGUUCUUUGAGUAGUUUGUCCAAUCAUGCUCUUUAUUUGCAAAAUAUUAGCGGUAAUCAUUAUGAGACGGUUACUUGUGUGAAGCAGCCUCGGUCACAAACAUGUUAUGGUUAUUGCAUGAAUAGUGAUCUUUCUGGGGAAUAUAAAACUCGGCAAGUUACAGCAGAACAAAAUAUUGCGUGUAUAAAGAAAGUAAAAACAGAGACUUCCGUCAAAGACGAGUGCGUGGGUAUUUUACAAGAUAACCAAAAUACUUCGCUAUUUACUCCCAUCUCUGAAGUUACUGCUAAAACUCUGUGUAAGAAUUUAAAAAUAGAUUUUGAAGAACAUAAUUUUCAAAAAGUAAUAUUGCGUGGGCCUUUGGGACAUGUGUGUAAGACUAAAAAUAUUAUAAAUGACGGUAACAGUUUUUUCAGAGCUGUAGCCUAUGCACUUACUGGUUCUGAGAAAAAUCACCGUAAAAUUAGACUCGCUGUUAUUUCACACAUGACCAAAAAUACGAAAGAAUGCGGAACAUUUUUGGAAAAAGAUUUUACUUCUGUGACAGAAUAUGUUAACCAGUCACAGAUGAAGUACGUCGGUCACUGUGCUACGAAAAUUGAGUUUAAAUCUGCCGCCAAUAUGUUAGGACUGGAUAUAUAUGUAUUUAACGGCACACAGUGGACCAAAUAUAAUUCAAAUAGUCUUUUUACCAAUGAAGCAAUAUAUUUACAGAACUGUGAUAAGCAUUUUGACGUCGUUAUUUGUGCAAAGCAAGGUGAUAAAGACUCUUGCUUUGAACUUUGUGGAGAAAAUGUUUCGUUAAAGAAACAACACAUGCGUACAAGAUCUCCACAAGUCCAGAAAAAUGCAAAGCAAACUGUUUUAAGCGAUAAAGCAAAUUACAGUUAUUCUAUGUAUUUAAGACAAAGAAAGAAUCAGAGAAAUACCACUAAAUAUAGAACUAAAAUGGUAUAUAGGCAGAAAAUUAAAUUUAAUAAAACAAUCACAUAUAAGAAAAAUUUGCUAUACAAGGAACAAAAAAGAAAAUGGAUUAGAAAUAAAUAUCGUCAAGAUGAGGCUUACCAGAAAAAGCUUAGGCAAGUCAGCAUUAUCAAAUACAAGGAAGACAAAUGUCAUCGUGAAAAAGUCAAGCAAAUUAGCUUUAUUAAAUAUAAUCAAGAAAAAGCUCAUCGUGAAAAACGUAAGCAGAUUAGCAUUGCUAAAUAUAAUAAAAACCAAAGUCACCGUGAAAAAGUUAAGCAAAACAGCAUUGCUAAAUAUAAUUUAGACAAAAGUCACCGCGAAAAAGUUAAGCAAAACAGCAUUGCUAAAUAUAAAUUAGACAAAAGUCACCGCGAAAAAGUUAAGCAAAACAGCAUUGCUAAAUAUAAUUUAGACAAAAGUCACCGCGAAAAAGUUAAGCAAAACAGCAUUGCUAAAUAUAAUUUAGACAAAAGUCACCGUGAAAAAGUUAAACACUUAAGUAGAAAGCAAUACCUUAAUCCACAACAUAAGGUCCACAUAAUAUCAAAUGUAGAGCUAAAAAGACGGGAGAUUAAAAUAAAGUCAAAGGAGUUUGAUUUUGUUGUCGCGCAAUUUUUCGACAAAGUAAAAGAGGGGCCCAAUUUUGUGUGUUGCGUGUGCUUUCGGUUGUUAUUCAAACAUCAGGUGUUAAAUUGUCGCAAAGAUUCCUACAGGAAAACAAAAGAAAUGUCUUUAAUCGCAGAUAAAUGUAUAAGUGACGAUUAUGUGCAUAUAUGUAAUAAUGCGUGCAUUUCACCAUGCAAUCUAAAAACCUGUCGAAAUAAGUUGUAUAUCUGUUACUGUUGUCAUUACAAAAUUAGCAAAGGUCAAAUGCCCCCAGAAAGUUCAUGCAAUAAUUUGACUGUUGAUGACAUCCCACCUCAGUUGGCAUGCUUAAAUACUUUGGAGCAACAUUUAAUAGCUUUACAUAUACCGUUUAUGAAAAUGUUGGCUUUGCCCAAAGGUGGACAAAAUGGAGUUCAUGGUCCUGUUACUUGCGUCCCUGCAAAUGUUGCUGAAACCUGCAGUAUGCUACCACGUAGUACUAUGGAAGGGUCUUUGUUACCUGUUAAGUUAAAGCGUAAAUUGACAUACAAAGGUCAUUAUGAUUAUCAGUAUGUUGACUCAAUGCAUGUUCAGGAAGCUCUUUGGUACUUGAAACAUUGUAACUUUCAUUAUAAAAAUGUAGAGUUCAAUGAAUCUUGGAUCAAUGAGUUUUGUCAGGAAGAUAGUAAUUCUGUUUUAUACAAUAUUAGUGUUAAUGAAGAAAAUGAGGACAUGUCCAUAGAUGAAAAUGAUGAUGACCUUUUACAUGACAGACAGCAACACUGCAUGUUCCAGGACACUUGUCUUAUGCCGGUAGAUAUAGGACAAGAAGCGUUGGAUCUUUAUGUUGACAAUGUGUUGAAUUUAGCACCGGGGGAAAAUAAUAACCCUAUAAAACUGCUUUCUGAUUGUACUAACGAAGCAAAAUGUUUCCCUGUUUUGUUCCCAUCGGGUUUUAACACAUACCAUGAAAAGCGGCAGUAUCGUUUGACUUUGAGUCGUUAUUUUAAUAACAGACUUCUUCAUGCUGAUGGUAGAUUUGCACGUAAUGUGGAAUAUAUUUUCUUUGCACAGUACAUGUCAGAACUGGAGCAGGUUGUCUCUAAAGUUUCAAUAGCUUUACGUAAAGGUACAAGUCGUACAACUCAAAAUAUGAGUGAGGUUUUAAGGGAUGAACAGUCCAUAAAUAAGUUGUUGGAGUUUGAUGAUGGUUAUCGUUUCUUGAAACCUAUUCGAGGCACACCAGCUUUCUGGCAGACGGCUCAACGUGACUUGCUAGCUUGUGUUAGAAUGUUAGGGAAACCCACAUGGUUUGCUUCGUUUUCGUCUGCAGAUAUGAGAUGGACUAAUCUGCUUUAUAGCAUCUUAAAGCAGGAAGGGCGAACGCAGACUUUGGAGCAGUUGCAAUGGGCAGAGAAGUGUGAAUUGUUACGUCGAAACCCUGUUACUGCUGCUAGAAUGUUUGAUUUUAGAUGGCAUGUUUUUGUAAGAGAAGUCCUCAUGUCUCCUGCUAAUCCGAUUGGAUCAAUCGAAGACUACUAUUAUCGUGUAGAAUUCCAGCAGCGUGGCUCUCCUCAUUGCCAUUGCCUUUUUUGGAUUUCUGGUGCUCCAAUUUUGGACAAGAACACAGAUGAAGAGGUCAUUGCAUUUAUUGAUAAGUAUGUGACAUGUGAAAUUCCAUCCGAAGAAGAUGCGUUGUUUGAAGUAGUUACAUCUGUACAACAGCAUUCAAAACGACAUUCAAAAACUUGUAAAAAGAAAAAAACUGUGUGUCGUUUUAAUUUCCCUAGGCCUGUGUCAUGUCGCACGUUUAUAUGUCGUGGUGAAAAAUAUCAAGAUCCGGUCAAGACUUGUACAUGCAAUUUGGAUAAAACUGAUGGUAGUGCAGAUUGUGAAUGUCUUGUUAAGAAUAAGACGCGUCCGGAACAAAUGGACAGCGAUGUAGCAAGCAAUAUUUUAACAAAGAUAAAGAAUGCCAUUUCAGGUGACAACUGUCCAUAUAAUACUGUGGAAGAAAUGUUUGAAGGCUUGUGCAUGAAUCAAGAUAUAUUUGAAACGGCAUAUAAACGAUUUAGUAGGAAUACACAUGUGGUAUUGAAAAGGCAAAUUAAUGAAAUCUGGAUUAAUCAAUAUAGUAGACCACUGUUAAAAGCUUGGGAUGCAAAUAUUGAUAUCCAGUAUUGUGUUGAUGCAUAUGCAUGUUGUGUUUAUAUUGUAUCUUAUAUGUCAAAAAGUGAACGUGAAAUUGGUCUUCUUCUAGGAAAUGCACAAAGAGAAGCAGCGAAAGAAGGUAAUGUUAGUGCUAAAGAGGCUUUAAAGAGACUUGGUAGUGUCUAUUUGCAUAAUCGUGAUGUUUCUGCUCAGGAAGCAGUGUAUAGACUUACCAACAUGCAUUUAAAGGAGUGUUCUCGGAAAGUUGUUUUUAUUCCAACUGGGGAUAAUAUUGUAAAAAUGAGUUUACCCAUUUCUGUAUUGAAACAAAAAGCUACAUUGCAGGAUCUUACCCCAGAAGACAUGUGGAUGACUGGUAUAGUUGACCGCUAUAAGAAUAGGCCGAAUGAUGAUGUGUUUCCUGAUAUGUGCCUGGCCAAGUUUGCUUCAGAGUAUCGCGUUUUGUCCAAAAAUGAGAAAUGUAGAAAUCCAGUAAAAUUGAAUAAGAAUUUUGGAUUUGUUGUGAAAAGAACUCGGACAAAACCAGCAGUUGUUCGUUAUGCGCGUUUCUCUGAAACAAAAGAGCCAGAAAGGUUUUAUCAAAGCAUAAUGCAGCUAUUUCUGCCUUAUCGCUUUGAUAGUGAACUGAAACCUGCACAUUGUGAAACCUUUGGUGACUUUUAUCAAACUGGUGUGAUUAGUUUUGUUGAUGGAACAAGGCAUUCAGUAAAGUCUGUUGUAGAUUUAAAUAGGAGUGAAUUUGAGGUGGAAUCUGAUCAUUUUGAGGCUGUGGACAAUGUUACCGGUGAUGUAAUGCUGGAAGAUGCAUGGGCUGAAUUGUGUCCUGAGGUUGAAUUGGAACGCUUGGAGUGUGUGGAAUUACAAAGAGAGAGACAAAUAGAAAACAGUGACCCGGAACAAAUUCCUGAUUUAAGUUUGCAGCGUAAAGAAUUUUCAGUAUUUGAGAAAAGAAAAGUUACUAGAACUGAAGGCCUUGCAUUAAUUAGAUCUUUGAAUGAAAAACAGUUCUCUGUUUUUUAUCAAAUCAGGCAGUGGUGUCUAGCCAAAGUUAAUGGAAAAAAUCCUGAGCCACUGCAUAUUUUUAUUACAGGUGGUGCUGGUACAGGAAAAAGUCAUUUAAUCAAGGCAAUUGAAUAUGAAUCCAAACGGUUAUUGUCCACUGUGUGUCAGUCUCCUGACAACACAUGCGUGUUACUGACAGCUCCCACCGGCAUUGCCGCAUAUAAUUUAGAAGCAACAACAAUCCACACCACAUUUUCUAUUGGAAAGGAUGUACGCCUACCGUAUACUCCUUUGAGUGAAGAGAAAUUAAAUUCGUUGCGUGUCAAAUAUUGUGAUCUCCAGCUUCUUAUUAUAGAUGAAAUAUCGAUGGUUGAUCACAAUCUCUUAUCAUAUGUUCAUGGUCGAUUGCGUCAGAUAAAACAAACCGUAACAUCAUAUGGUAAUAUUAGUAUAAUUGUAGUUGGUGAUAUGUACCAGCUUCCACCUGUGAAAGGUAAACCACUUUAUUCUGAUGGUGUUGCCACAAAUAUAUGGUCAGAUUUAUUUAAAAUUGUAGAGUUAACUGAAAUAGUUAGACAAAAAGAUGCUGUGUUUUCUCAAGUGCUAAACAGGAUGAGAACUCGCUCCAAAGGCACACCAAUAUUGGCUGAUGAUUUACAGAUUUUAAAACGUUGUGAAACAGGUGAGGUUAGCUCAGCCUUGCACAUAUUCGCAACCAAUAAACAAGUAAAUGAGCACAAUAUUCACCGAUUAUAUGAGACUUGUCCUGAAUUUGUUAGCAUUGGGGCACAGGACUAUGUCAAUGAUAAAAAAACAGGAAAAUUGAGGUUGUUGGAAGGAAAUCAUGCAAAAGCUUCAAAUACUUGCUUAUCAGAAGUGUUGUUAUUGGGUAAAGGAGCGCGUGUUAUGUUGUGUAAAAAUGUGGACGUUAGCGACGGUUUGGUUAACGGUGUUUGUGGUACUGUUACAGAAAUAUUAAUACCAGAAAAGGACAAGUUUCCUAACGUGGUGUAUGUAAAAUUUGAUGAUGAUCGUGUAGGCAUGCAGAAGAGGAAGAGCUGCCACUAUGCAUCAUCAGAUUUGGCUGGAUCCACAGCCAUUGGACCUGAGGAGGAGAGAGCCACCGUUAAAGGUGGCAUGCGGCGACAAUUUCCACUCAGGUUGGCAUGGGCAUGUACAGUACACAAAGUUCAAGGACUAACUGUUGACGAAGCUGUUGUAUCUUUUAGUAAAAUAUUUGCACCGGGUCAAGCUUAUGUGGCUAUAAGUCGUGUAAGAAGUGUUUUAGGAUUGACGAUUCAAGAUUUUAAUGACAAAAAGAUAUAUUGUAAGGAUGAGAUUUUGGUUGCACUUCAGAGUAUGACACCUCUUUUAAGUGGAUCAAUUCAAUUGGAUCGAUUUAACACAUCUGUUUUUACUGUAUUCCUAAUGAAUGUGCAAAGUUUGAAUCGGCAUGUAAAAGAUUUAUCCUGUUAUACAGAACAUUGGAAACCAAAAUGCAUUGCCAUAACAGAAACAUGGGUGUCUUCAACCCACACGGAUACAGUAAAGAUAGAUGGUUACAGCUUCACUAAUCGUCCACGAUGUUUGUCAUAUACUAGUAGGCAUCCGGAACUGAUUGCGUUGCAAGACCAACAACAUGGUGGUGUUGGCAUCUAUUGUGCAGACGAUGUAGAAUUUGAAAUCCUACAGCAACCAGAGUUGAAUUUGGAGUGUUUAGUGUAUCGGUUUUGUAGUUUUAACAUGGUGCUUGGCGUAAUUUACCGACCGCCACUAUACCCUCUGUCACUAUUUAAAAAUAAUUUAGGUCAGUUACUUGAUUGGCUUGAGAAACAAAGUGACACCAUUGCACUGAUUGGAGAUUUCAAUUACGAUAUUUUGAAGUCAUCAACUAUCACAAAAUUUGUUUGUGAUAAAGGAUACCUCCAAAUGGUUGUAGAAGCAACCACUGAAAAAGAUACUUUGAUAGAUCAUGUUUAUGUUAAAUCAAAGACAUAUAAAGUGGAGGCAGUAGUUGUGCCUACAUAUUUUAGUGAUCAUGAGGGUAUAAUGUGUGGUUUUAGCUUGUAAUCAUGAGGGUGUAAUGUGUGGUUUUAAGCUGUUGCAAUCAUGUGACAUUAUGAACAUUAAAAAAAGGUUUUGCUUUCUUCAUCAAAAUUAAUUGAAAUCUUUAAGACAUGAACAUUUUUUUUAAUAAAAUAUGAAUAAAAUCACUUUAUAGUGUAAACAUUAGUAUUCCAAUUUAAUCAAAAGUAUCUUAGCAGCUGUUAUUGCAGCUUUAUGUGAAAAGUUAACAAAACCUUUUUAAUUGUUUAAAGUUCAUUGAUAUUUAGUUAUGUAUUUAGGGGUUUCGUUUCUUGCAUUAAGACAGCUUUUAUGAAAGUUUGAUAGUUAAAUUGGUGGAUACACACCGACAAGUAAUAAUGUAAAAGUAACACUUUAGUAAUUGGAAUAUUAUUUAUUUGUAUUCAUAUUAUCUAGUUUCCCUUUGGGAUCAAUAAAGUAUUUUUGAAUUUGAAUAAUGAUUAAAAUGUAUGUUGUUAAAUCUUUGAAGCUGUUCUUAAUGCAGGUUUUGCUUUACCUAGUCGCAUAGCACAAAAAAAAGCAAAGGCAGUCGUUUUGGAACUCCACAAUGUGGACGAGGUUCAAGUCCUUGGACUGCCCUAUUGAUUGUGCUGGCAAUUGAAGGUAAAGGUUUAAAAGCAUUAAACCUCCUUUAGUGGGAACAUUUUAAAGUUACUAUGAUUAUGAACUGAAUCUAUGCAUAGCAGUAUUAUGAUUCUUGUGUGAUGCAUGAGCUCAGAAAAAGGCUUUUUACAGCUCUGAGCAUUAAGUGCUGGGCUACGGGUUUUGCUUUUCUCUGUCUUUGUGUUCCUCUCCUUUGCAGGUGUUGCUGAUCCGUUGAUUUGGAGCGCAGAGUAUUUGAACCUGGCUCUCUCCACCUUCUGGGUCGCCUUCGGCAUCCACUCUGCCUUCUUGAUGCUUGUGGGGUUUUGUUGCCAGGCCUCAGCUCCUGAACUUUUGCACAUUUGAGUUUGUCUUUGUUUUUGCACUUCAACUGUUCCAUGUGCACUCAUACAACACAUCCAAGCAUUAGCAUUACAUCACUGAUACUAACAUCCACAAUCCAUUGUUGUUUUUGUUAAUAAAUAUUCCUUUUUAUGCACUUUUA